Messenger RNA from Melampsora larici-populina 98AG31, 1506 nucleotides. RefSeq lists its product as uncharacterized. The coding region runs from base 1 to 1506 and encodes 501 amino acids. Lineage: Eukaryota; Fungi; Basidiomycota; Pucciniomycetes; Pucciniales; Melampsoraceae. The transcript is spliced from 8 exons. The record is from RefSeq and is a predicted model, not a curated record.
AUGCUUAGAUUCAGAUCACUGAUCAUUAUUGUCACAUUUGCUUCAAUAUUAUCAAUAACAAGAUCAUCAUCAACAGAAGAUAAUAAUAAACCUGACUUAAAUUCUACAGACUUAUUUCAAUUCUCAGCAUCAGCUCCAGCCUUACAAUUGAAGAAAGAUGCGCAUGCUGUUAUCGACGCAUUUGCAUCUAUCAUCCAAGCUAGAAACUCAUCUUCCUUUUCAUUCAACUCCACAACACAAUCUGCCGAAGAAACCGCACGUUUAUUUCAAGAAGUUGUCAAAGGAGCCCUGUCAUAUCAUCUAGAUCAAGGCAUAGGAACCAAUUCGACCAGUCCCUCAACUGAUCGACUCCAGUCAAUGUCCAAUUCGAUAAAUGAGACUCUAGAAAGCGUCAAUGAAGUCACUGAUCGACUCUUAUCUUCAACUGAUGGCGCCUUGCGGUUUAUGGAUCUAAAGAAUUGCCUUACUCAACUAGUUCAGCAAGGUGGUUUGCAUGAUGGAGAGAGCUGUGUAGUGAAUGGAAUGUCUGUCACUGGUGUUUCCGACAUCAUGGACAGCGUACUCAAGAACUAUGGUGGAGGCAUCAUUCCUAAAAACAUCCUCAGUCUUACCACAAAAGCAUUAAAUCCAAGUUUCAAAACGGUCAUCCCAGGUGAAGCAGCCUUUUACGAUUCAAUUGAUCAAGCCAUCAGAAGCGUUCAAAGUUCAGUUAGUGGCGAACUGGUACAAGCUCUCAACGAUGCUCAGCAAUGUUUUAUGGAGACAGCUUAUUCUUCUAUCACUUAUGCCGAACGUCUCAAGAAGACUGAAGAAUGCAAUCGGGACAUCGAUAAGUCUAGUUCUGUUUAUCGUGAUCUGAAGACUUUAUAUCUUUCAAUAACUAAUCAGUUUGUUGGUUACGUGAUCCCAAACUUAUUAGAGUCAAUUCAUGAGAUAUCCGCAAGCUACCUUGCGGCUAAGAUAUCUAAAUUCCCUCAAGAUUUGUUCUUCCGUCAAGCCAUCACAGCUACAAUUCGGUCAAUUGUAGCCUCUAAUUCUGGAAAUCAGGUGACAUACGCUUACAAAAUCGCAGAUUGUCUUGAUACCAUUAUAGCAAUUCCUGAUCCUGCAAGUGCAGCUCGCACAGCAUCUGCCGCGCUCUGUCUUCAAAAGCCUGAUGGACCACCAGCCUCAGCCCGCGAAAUCAUCUACGGCUAUACUCAACAAGUCUACGGCUUCUUACCCUCCACAAUCGCUGCACAGAUAGAAUCCUCUGAGCUCCAACACCUAAAUAAGUCUGAUCCAAAUUAUUUCAAAAAAGUCAAGGCGUUGCAUCAAUCCUUCUUAAAAUCAAACCCUGGACCAGAUUAUGUUAGUUGUUAUGAACGGUUUAUGGAUUGUCUCUUUGAACCUCGUGUGGGUGGAGCUUUAGUAUUUCAUCAAGAUACUCAAAUCACUUGUAUCUUGGGUGACGCUUGUCGGAAAACUCCGGAUGGCCAAAAGAUUCCUGUUCUUAGACCUAAUUGA